Colletotrichum phormii is the source of this 1581-nucleotide messenger RNA. Its product is annotated as eburicol 14-alpha-demethylase. The record is from RefSeq and is a predicted model, not a curated record. The transcript has 3 exons. Lineage: Eukaryota; Fungi; Ascomycota; Sordariomycetes; Glomerellales; Glomerellaceae. Gene Ontology annotation, molecular function: heme binding; monooxygenase activity; iron ion binding. The coding region runs from base 1 to 1581 and encodes 526 amino acids.
AUGGGUCUCCUCCAAGAAGUCGCGGGACCGGUGUCCCAGCAAUUCCAGACUCUGGGAAGUGCGUCGCAAGUUGCAGUCGUCUUCGCCGCCGUCGUGGUCGUCUCCGUCAUCCUCAAUGUCGCAAAUCAGAUCUUCUUCAAGAACAAGAAUGAGCCUCCCAUGGUCUUCCACUGGUUCCCCUUCAUCGGCAGCACCGUCAUCUAUGGCAUGGACCCCCCAGCCUUCUUCAAGGCCAACCGCGAAAAGUUUGGUGAUGUGUUCACUUUCGUCCUCCUCGGCAAGAAGACCACGGUCGCCCUCGGAACUCAGGGCAAUGACUUCAUCCUCAACGGCAAGCUCAAGGAUGUGAAUGCUGAGGAUAUCUACACUGUUUUGACCACUCCCGUUUUUGGACGCGAUGUUGUCUAUGACUGCCCCAACGCCAAGCUCAUGGAGCAGAAGAAGUUCAUGAAGAUUGCCCUCACCACCGAGGCCUUCCGCUCCUACACUCCCAUCAUUGCCGACGAGGUCACCAACUACUUCAAGCGCAGCCCUGACUUCAAGGGCAAGUCUGGCGUCGUCAACCUGCCCCCCAAGCUGGCCGAAAUCACCAUUUUCACCGCCUCCCACGCUCUUCAGGGCGCUGAAAUCCGCAACAAGUUCGACGAGUCCCUCGCUUCUCUGUACCACGACCUCGACAUGGGCUUCACCUCCAUCAACUUUGUGCUGCACUGGGCCCCUCUCCCCUGGAACAAGAAGCGCGAUCACGCCCAGCGCACCGUUGCUCAGAUCUACAAGGACGAAAUGAAGGAGCGCCGCGAGCAAGGCCGCACCAACGGACUCGAUAUCAUGACCCAUCUGAUGAACUCUACCUACAAGAACGGCAUCAAGGUCCCCGACCACGAGAUCGCCAACAUGAUGAUUGCCCUCCUCAUGGCCGGUCAGCACUCUUCCUCCUCCACCAGCUCUUGGAUCAUGCUUCGUCUUGCCCAGAACCCUCAAAUCAUGGAGGAGUUGUACGAGGAGCAGGUUCGUGUUCUCGGCGCCGACCUUCCUCCCCUGACCUACGAAGACCUCGCCAAUCUGCCCCUCAACCAGGCCAUCAUCAAGGAGACUCUUCGCCUGCACGCCCCUAUUCACUCCAUCAUGCGCGCCGUCACAUCUCCCAUGCCUGUUCCCGGAACCAAGUAUGUCAUUCCCACUAGCCACACUCUCCUCGCCGCCCCUGGUGUCUCUGGCUCCGACCCCGUCUACUUCCCCGAGCCCGAGGAGUGGAACCCCCACCGCUGGGACGCCGACUCCCCUAUCGCCCCCAGACUUGACCGCCCCGAAGAUAUCGACGACGAGAAGAUUGACUACGGCUACGGCUUGGUUAGCAAGGGUGCCGGAUCGCCUUACCUCCCCUUCGGCGCCGGUCGUCACCGCUGCAUCGGCGAGCACUUUGCCAACCUGCAGCUGCAGACCAUUACCGCCAUGAUUGUCAGAGAAUUCAAGUUCCGCAACGCCGACGGCAGCAAUAAGAUCAACGGCACCGACUACGCCUCCCUUUUCUCACGGCCAUUGGAGCCCGCCAACAUCUACUGGGAGAAGCGCAACCCCUAG